Piliocolobus tephrosceles (Ugandan red Colobus) is the source of this 2318-nucleotide messenger RNA. RefSeq names its product mitochondrial ribosomal protein S16 (gene MRPS16). Bases 202 to 615 code for a protein of 137 amino acids. Gene Ontology annotation, biological process: mitochondrial translation. The record is from RefSeq and is a predicted model, not a curated record. Gene Ontology annotation, cellular component: mitochondrial small ribosomal subunit; ribosome. The transcript has 3 exons. Lineage: Eukaryota; Metazoa; Chordata; Mammalia; Primates; Cercopithecidae. Gene Ontology annotation, molecular function: structural constituent of ribosome.
GCAUUAUGGGAAGUAUAGGGCGGCAAGCGGAAGAGGCGGGGCGAGUGGACCAUCCGCUUCCGGAGUCAAGGUUUUCGGGCUUUUGACGGCUUGGCCGUGUGGCCUGCAGUUUUUUUCAGUCUGUCUUCUGCCUUGCCAAGGCCGUAGAGCUGGUGCGUGCGGGUAGCGGGGCGCUCCGAGGAGCCCUACGCCGGCGGCGCCAUGGUCCACCUCACUCCUUUCCUCUGCAAGGCCUACCGUGGGGGCCACGUAACCAUCCGCCUUGCCCUGGGUGGCUGCACCAACCGGCCCUUCUACCGCAUUGUGGCUGCUCACAACAAGUGUCCCAGGGAUGGCCGUUUCAUAGAGCAGCUGGGCUCCUAUGAUCCAUUGCCCAACAGUCAUGGAGAAAAACUCGUUGCCCUCAACCUAGACAGGAUCUGUCAUUGGAUUGGCUGCGGGGCCCACCUCACUAAGCCUAUGGAAAAGCUUCUGGGUCUUGCUGGCUUUUUCCCUCUGCAUCCUAUGAUGAUCACAAAUGCUGAGAGACUGCGAAGGAAACGGGCAUGUGAAGUCCUCUUAGCUUCUCAGAAAACAGAUGCAGAAGCUACAGAUACAGAGGCUACAGAAACAUAAGUGAGCUGACUUUAGUGAGCAUAGCAGUGGGAACAAAGUCAAGGUUCUCUUGAAACACUCUGCAGAGAUCUUAAUUUUGUUAGAUUUGGAGUUCAAUAAAUGGAGUAUCCUGAGUUGCCCUUGCUCUUCUGGCCUGACCUACACAGGGCCCAUGGAGAGAUUUGUUCUUGUGUGACUUAGAGCUGGAUGUGGGUACUAAGUAGCUUUUUUGGACUUUGUCUUGGGAUAGACAGUGGCUAUGGGAGGAUUGGACUUUUGAGUGGGGCUCUGGGUCUCUUGGACAACUUUACAAUCUACUGGCUUCCAAGACAUCCUGCUUCAAAACCCCCAGCCAGACUAUUCAUGGCCUGUUCAGAUCUUCAUGUUCAUCCCACAAGUGUAAGAACAGUUGCCUUUCUUACUGAUUUUGUAAUUGGAGAUUUAUAUUGUCUUGCUUAAUGCAUAUUCUUUUUUUUUUGAGAUAGAGUCUCGCUUUGUUUGUUGCCAGGCUGGAGUGCGGUGGUGUAAUCUCAGCUUACUGUAAUCUCCGCCUCCUGGGUUCAAGCGAUUCUCCUACCUCACCCUUCCGAGUUGCUGGGGAGUUACAAGCGUAUGCCACCACACCCAGCUAAUUUUUAAAUUUUUAGUAGAGAUGCGGUUUCACUAUGUUGGCCAGGAUGAUCCUGAUCUCCUGACCUUGGUGAUCCGCUCACCUUGGCCUCCGAAAGUGCUGGGAUUACUGGCGUGAGCCAGCACUCCCGGCCUUAAUGCAUAUUCUUAAAUAUACAAAUGUAGAUUUGUUACGAGAAUUGCUUUUGGGCUUUAAUAACCUACCUUUUAAGAAUGAGAAACUGCUGGGGUUAAGGGAGUUCAGAAUGAAUCAAGAUUGAACCAUUCAAAUGUGGCUGUGAUUUCUGCAUUUAUCAUAGAUGGGAUCCUUCUGAGAUACUGGAAUAGGGAAUUAGGACACCAAGCCAAUUCAGCUGUGAACCUUAUUCUUGUACUUUUCUUUCUUGCUGGUAAUUUUAUGGAGCCAGUUAAGAAACCUGCUCUGUGUUAGGAUAAACUGUAUACCAAUAAUUUUGACAACCUGUGAUGAGUGAUGCAUUUUACUUCUUGUACCUUUUCCUUCCUACCUCGAUGCCAGUAAUUUAUAAGGGAUCUUUACAGUUUGAAUGUAUUUGAAUAAUUUUAGUACACUUUAGCUCUACUUUUUUAUUUGACUCACAACCAUCCAUAGGUCUCAAGUAUUCCCAUGUGUUUUAAAAGCCUGAAGUCAAUGAGAUGAAAUUCAACAUCAAGAAUUUGAAGUAACUUGUGAGGAAAUAAUAUAAAGAUACCAUUGGGGCAAUGGCUCACACCUGUGAUCUCAGCAGUUUGGGAGGCUGAGGUGGGAGGAUCACUUGAAGCCAGAGUUUGAGACCAGCCUGGGCAACACAGCAAGACCCCGUCUCUACAAAAAAUUUAAAAAUUAGCUGGGUGUGGUGGUGCUCACCCAUAGUUCCAGCUACUCGGGAAGCUGAGGCAGUAACAUCACUUGAGCCCAGGAGGCCGAUACUGCGGUGAACUGUGAUUGUUCCGCUACAGUCCAGCCUGGGUGACCGAGUAAGACCCUGUCUCAAAAAGAAAAGAAAACAUUACGUAAUUUGGCUACAGCAUAAUUUGAUUUUCUGGUUUUUUGAAAAUUUGAGUUGCAAUAAAAGAGUAUUUCAAUGUGCUAUUUC